This is a messenger RNA of Contarinia nasturtii (swede midge), 1928 nucleotides long. RefSeq names its product phosphopantothenate--cysteine ligase (gene Ppcs). Gene Ontology annotation, molecular function: phosphopantothenate--cysteine ligase activity. The record is from RefSeq and is a predicted model, not a curated record. Gene Ontology annotation, biological process: coenzyme A biosynthetic process. The transcript has 6 exons. Gene Ontology annotation, cellular component: cytoplasm; nucleus. Lineage: Eukaryota; Metazoa; Arthropoda; Insecta; Diptera; Cecidomyiidae. Bases 519 to 1478 code for a protein of 319 amino acids.
AAAUUGAACCAACAUUUCGCACAAAUUCAUUCAAGUUAAAUCAAAUUAAUGUGUGCCUAACGUCUUCAGUGGUUUCAAAAUAGAAAUGUUCAUUUGUCAUAUUAUCCCAUUUUGGUUGGAAUGAAAACUGACGUGUUGAGUGAAUCGAUUUAGCAUUUUAUCAGAAGCAACCGUCAGUGUCUGCUUCCGCUAUAAUAACAUAGCUCAGUUCAGUUUUUAUUGUCAUGUGGCCUGUGUUCGAUUUUUUGAGCAUUUAACUAUUUAUUUUAUUCCAGUUUUCUUUCAAAAAAACUGACUAAAUUUUCUAUUAUUUUUCGUUCUUCAUUUUUUCAAUUCCAUUUUUUUGAUUGCUUAGUAACUAAACAUAUUUGACAAAGCAACAAUAUCGUGCUAAAACUACAAAUGUCUUACAUUUAAUUACACCACAGUAAUAAAAGGAAUCGAAUUUAAUAAAAAAAAAGUGACAAGAAAUUUGAACUCCGUGAACUUUUUUUCAACACAACAAAAAUUAAAAUAAAAUGUCAUCAUCGCAUUGGGAGGAAUUUUACGCAAACCAUUUGCCACCGGCAGAUUUUGAAGAUAAUCGGUCACUGCUGAAGGAAUUUUGUGAGCGACAUAAUGAAGAUCAGAAUUCAAUUGUCCUUGUCACGUCUGGCGGUACGACGGUGCCUUUGGAGCAUAAUACGGUUCGAUUUGUAGAUAAUUUUAGUGCUGGUACUCGGGGCUCUGCAUCAACCGAAUAUUUUCUGGAUCAUGGAUAUGCUGUGAUUUUUAUGCAUCGGCUUAAAUCAAUGGAACCAUUUACACGACAUUUUACUGGUCAACAAUUUUUUGAUAUGCUCGACGUUGCAGAAACCAUGGAAAAUGGAGAAAGCGGCACACCGUCAAUAUUUGUGAAACCGGAUUCGGUAGAUGUGUUGGCACCAAUAUUGGCCAAGUACAAGAUAGCACAGGAAGCAAACAAAAUAUUGUAUAUAAACUUUACAAGUGUGGUUGACUAUAUGUGGUUAUUGCGUGCUGCAUGUGAAUGUUUGGCUGCCUUUGAUAAACGUGCUCUUCUUUAUUUGGCGGCUGCUGUAUCCGACUUUUACAUUCCUUCCGAUAAAAUGCCAACGCACAAAAUGCAAUCAGGUCAUGGAGCACCAACGAUUUCCCUACAGCUUGUGCCAAAAAUGUUGGCACCAUUGGUCAGUCUAUGGGUUCCAGACGCAUUUGUGGUUUCAUUCAAGUUAGAAACAGAUGAAAAUCUGUUGAUCGUCAAAUCGCGUGAUAGUCUGAACAAGUACAAACACAAGCUUGUGAUUGCAAAUAUGCUGCAAACGAGAAAGAGCCGUGUAAUAUUUGUGACACCAACAACUUCAUAUGAAAUAAAUCUGACAAAAGACCAAUUGUUAGCUGGAAUGGAGAUUGAAGAGCACAUAGUAGCGGAUGUGGUGCAAUGUCAUGAAGACUUCAUGGCCGCAAUACCUUUGCAAUGACCUGUUGUUCGUCGAAGAAAACCAUUGCGAGUUGAUUGCAAAGUGACGAUGCCACAUUUUUGUCGAUUACUUAAUCCGGGUGGAGCUGGUCUUAAAAGAAAAUUCUAAAUAUAAGACGUUUCAAAAUUAAGACUUUAUGUGUGUACGUGUGUGACUUCCAUACAGAAGUGAGACAUGAAUGUAGAAAAUUAUUUAUUUUGUGGGGUAUUUUUUUGUAUGAGAAAAAUCAAUGAAAAUUGUUUUUGUUCUUAAACACACGGCACAGAUUGAUGAUUCAAAUGUUCGUUGAAAUUGACAAGAAGUAGUUUUUUUGAAUUCAUGUACACAAAUCUUGCAUCUUUUGUAAAACAAACAUGGUUUAGGCAUUUUAUUUGACUAAUUUUCAUCAAUUGGGGAAAUUGUUUGAAGAUUUUUUUUGAUCUACAAAAUUGUGCUCUUCAUAGAUUUUUA